This is a messenger RNA of Lolium perenne, 724 nucleotides long. The record is from RefSeq and is a predicted model, not a curated record. NCBI's taxonomy places the organism in Eukaryota, Viridiplantae, Streptophyta, Magnoliopsida, Poales, Poaceae.
UCCAUACUCUGGGCAGACAUACCUGUCCAAAGCAUGGCAAAUAUAUCAUAAACUAUGGUCAAUCGUGUAUUGGUACUUUAGAUAUCCACUUCAUUGCAGACAUGAGUACACCAAUUAUGGGGCGAGGAUGGUCUCCUUAAGCCAAGAUGUUUAUAUAUCUACAUGAUCUCAGAACCAAAUGCUUCUUCAAGCUACAAAAUCCGAACCUUCCUCGCUGUUACGUCCCAUCUGGGUUGACCUGAAGAACUCUUAUCUCUGGACUCUCCAAGAUCUCACUCAGAUGAAGACCUCCUCGCCACUGGUCACAGCUGCCCUGGUUUUGCUCCUGACGGUGGCAACGGUCCAGGGCAUCAGGCUGGAUGGGGAGACUCAUGCGGCACUGACCAACCAUGUGUUGUUCAAUAAAUCUGGGGAGGAAGGGGCAUCAGUGGCUUCAUCAGCUGAAGCGGAGGAGAGCAUUUCUGAAGAGGAAGAUAGAGCAGGACACAGGCGGCCUGAAAACGAUAUCCAUGUGGAUUACUACGGGCCGAGGGGCCAUAUCCCUAGCCACAACUGAUCACAUCUCUCCCUGUAGAAAACAGAACUCAUUCUUCUUUCCCCCCCUGGAUGAAUACUGAUCGAUCGACGAAGCAGACUGCUGCUGCUUCUAUAGCCAGCAUCAAAGAUGUUACUCAUUUAUUUAAUUCUUCUUAGUGAAGAGGGGGGAGAACACACCUGAUGUACU